CGGUUCAUGAACCAUUCGUGCGAAGCAAACUGCAAAUUCUAUGAAGUCCAGAAUCGACGCUUCGUUACGGUCGUGGUGGUGGCGAUGGAAGACAUUGGUGCGGGGUCCGAAGUUACUGUUGACUACGGGGAUGAGCUCUGGUUUACAUGUUUGUGUGGUUCCGAAGAUUGU
Molecule: messenger RNA, 171 nt
Organism: Phytophthora sojae
Lineage: Eukaryota; Oomycota; Peronosporomycetes; Peronosporales; Peronosporaceae
Exons: 1
Molecular function (GO): protein binding
Source: RefSeq, a predicted model, not a curated record